AUGGCUGGAACAACCGCCAGUACUUCCGCAACCAUAUCCAUUAGGAUUGAACCACGAGAGUCUAUUCAAUUACACGCAGCGGACGAUGAGUCUGGCUAUGAACGCAUGGUGGUGCCGGCCAAUGCUCAACCUGCUAUGCGACCAGUCUCUCGAAAGCGACAGACAGUUAUCCUCUUCUGUGCUUUCUUCGAUGUCUUCAUCACCAUCGGCCUAAACCAGGCCUACGGGGUCUUUCUCAACUAUUAUCUCGCCGAAGGAAGCAGUUCGAAGGAUCCAUUCCUUCCGCCAGGUGAGGUUUCAAGUAAAGCAAUGCUGGCGUUUGUGGGCACUCUGGCUGCUGGCCUGACCUGGGGUGGCAGUAUCGUGGUCAACCCGCUCAUGGCGAGAGUGAAGGAUCCGAGGUGGCUUACUGGUUCAGGGGCAGUGCUGAUUGGAAUUGGUUAUGUGCUGGCGAGCUUCUGCCACAAGGUAUGGCAGCUCCUUCUUACACAGGGCUUGAUCUAUGGCAUCGGCACUUCUUUGAUGUACUUCCCAGUCCUCGCCGUAGCGCCAGAGUACUUUGACGCUCAUCGCGGCUCCGCGAUGGGCUUUAUCUUGUCAGCAGCCGGAGUAGGGGGCCUCAUCUACGCACCAGCAGCUCGCGCCUUACUGGCGCAGAUGGGUGCUGCCUGGACUUUACGCAUCUUUGGUCUUGUCAAUUUUGCAUUGUGCAUUCCCAUUGUGUUGGGAACGCCCCCUUCGCGGAGUCUCGUCAAGCGACCGACUUUGGUGGAUAUUAGGCUUGCGAAAAGGCCGACCUUCAUUCUACAGGCGACAGCUGCGAUGGCUCAAGCGGCAGGGAAUCUGGUCCCGUUGACCUUUCUCCCCGAGUUCAGUACGAGGUUGGGGUAUACAGCUGCCUUUGGCGCUGCCCUUCUUUCUAUCAACAAUGCAGUAAACACCAUAAGUCGGAUAGCGAUGGGCUUCAUCGCCGACAUUGCAGGCAGACAAAACACCCUGGUUCUUAGUGUCCUUGGCAGUGCUAUAACUGUUGUGGCAUUCUGGCUCUCCAGUGCCUAUGGGGAUGACAUGGGGUUGUGGAUCACCUUUGUGGUGACCUAUGGCCUUUUUGCUGGAGGCUACAACUCGCUUUUCCCAACCACGGUGAUCGAAGUUUUCGGCGCUCAGGCAUACGCCUCGGUUAAUGGUUUCAUCUACUUCAUCCGCGGGUUAGGCGCCUUCUGGGGCUCGCCAGUAGGUGGUGCCUUGGUCGCAGACGACAAACAUCCGCAAGCAUUUAUCACCCUCAUUUGGUAUGAUUUUGGGCUGUUGAUGCUGUCGAGCAUUUGUGUGAUGGCUGUCCGUGGGCUCGAUGCGUCGGAGAAGGGCCAGUUCAAGCUGAAAGCUUGA
Messenger RNA from Cladophialophora psammophila CBS 110553, 1389 nucleotides. RefSeq lists its product as uncharacterized. Gene Ontology annotation, molecular function: transmembrane transporter activity. Bases 1 to 1389 code for a protein of 462 amino acids. The transcript is spliced from 4 exons. Gene Ontology annotation, cellular component: fungal-type vacuole membrane. Gene Ontology annotation, biological process: transmembrane transport. The record is from RefSeq and is a predicted model, not a curated record. NCBI's taxonomy places the organism in Eukaryota, Fungi, Ascomycota, Eurotiomycetes, Chaetothyriales, Herpotrichiellaceae.